Molecule: messenger RNA, 1589 nt
Organism: Nanorana parkeri
Lineage: Eukaryota; Metazoa; Chordata; Amphibia; Anura; Dicroglossidae
Gene: FBXO7
Product: F-box protein 7
Exons: 10
Coding region: 44-1540 (498 amino acids)
Biological process (GO): positive regulation of autophagy of mitochondrion; autophagy of mitochondrion
Molecular function (GO): protein kinase binding
Source: RefSeq, a predicted model, not a curated record
CGCUGCAGAAGGUCCUGUGUGAAGGUACGCCCCGGGAGGCAGCAUGAAGCUCCGGGUGAGAGUCGGAGGACAGACUGGGAGACUGGAGCUGGAGGAGGAGAAGCCAACAUUGGGAGAUCUCCGUAGGAAACUGUCUGCAUCGUUCCUUCCCUCGCUGGGGUACAGUUCGGAUGUGACUUUCACCAUCACUCUGAAUGGCAAGGACGCCCUGACGGAUGACCAGGGUAACCUAGAGUCAUGCGGUAUCAUAUCCGGAGAUCUGAUAGUUCUUCGAGUGCCAGACUCGCAGCUUGUUACAGCAGCUCCAUCAUCGGCAGCAGCUCAGCCUGUCCCAAAUCUGCGCCAACCCUCUGUCCCUAACGCAGAGGGUGUCCAGCCCAGCAAAAGUCACAGUGUCCAGAAGGAUGAUUGUACGCCAGUAACACAGAGCUUACCAGAGCCCAUGGCUAGUUCCUGCCAUGAAGCAGAAGCCAGGGAGGCUACAGUGGAAGCAGAGCCCCCUUACUGUCUGGCAGAGCCGAUGUUGGUCAGUGAAUCUGUAGAUGGGAAGAUACCGCACUCCCUCGAGUCCCUCUACCUCUCCGCUGGCUGCACCAGCCCUAACGAUGCUCUGAUGGUGGUUAUCCAUGUACUUAUGUUGGAGACGGGCUACAUUGUUCAGAGUGUUGAAGGAAAAGGUGCGUCUAUGCCUGAGGGGUGGCGGCACACUGAUGACAUCUACAAGCUUCGUUACACUCAUCCCCUGUGUGGAGACAGUUCUGCCCUUUUGGCCUGUGUGCCUAUGAGCAAGCUCCUUAUAAUAAAUGCCACAGUGAACAUGAACCAGGAAGUGAAAUGUGUGAAGACCCUUCCGCUGCCCUCCAGUUCCUUCAUCAACUUCCCAGCACCGGAUAAUAAUGUGAGCUUAGUGUACAGGGACCUGCAGAAGUUAUCACGUCUCUUCAAGGAUCAGUUUGUUUACCCUUUACUCGCUGCGACACGACAAGCCCUGGAACUACCCGAUGUGUUCGGUCUGCUGGUUUUACCACUGGAACUAAAGCUGCGCAUCUUUCGCCUCCUGGAUGUGCGCUCACUUCUCUCACUUUCCACCUCUUGUAAAGAUCUACAUGUAGACACAAGAGACCCCACCCUGUGGAAGCUCUUAUGCAGAAGGGAUUUCCGAGACCGAACUUCAAGGAUGCCGCAGACAGACUGGAAGGAUCUGUACAAGGCAAUGUAUAAAGCAAGAUUACGUCGGCUGACUCCACAUCAAAUUUUCCAGCCAUAUCCUUCUCCACCCUACCUGCCUAACCCUUUCGUCCCUAACCCAUUCCCGCCCAACUUUCCCUAUCCACCUGGUAUCAUUGGAGGUGAAUAUGAUGAACGUCCAAUGCUACCCAUUGCUAGAGACCCCCUUUCUCUUUUCGUACCUGGCAGAAGGCCAAUAAUGGACCCUUUCCAACCCAUUGGGCCUCACAUCAACCCCAAUUUACCAGGCCGUGGUGGCUUUCUACCCAGAAGACCAAACAACCGAGGAGCCUUCAUGCCACCAUUCUUUUAAAAAAUAGUGACGAAUAGUGGAUUUGUCACAUUGCUAGAGACCCCCUUUC